This is a messenger RNA of Durio zibethinus, 832 nucleotides long. Lineage: Eukaryota; Viridiplantae; Streptophyta; Magnoliopsida; Malvales; Malvaceae. The record is from RefSeq and is a predicted model, not a curated record.
AUCUAAAACUCCCUCUAGUAGUGUUGGGUCCCUCCAUGCUUUAAAUAAUGCUUUAAAGUCACUUCCAAAUCCAAUAAGAGAGAAAUAACAGGCUUAUAUCUACAGGAAUGGAACAUAAGAAUAGACGGAUUACAAUCUCAUACCAGCUUAUUCUCUCAUUGCUCUAAACAAAACAUAUAUACUUCAAGUCUUUAUUGUUUGUUUGAGUUUAGUGUAGGCAAAAAAAAAAAAAUGGUUUGCAGUGCUCAAAGAGUGCUUAUAUUUCUUAUCAUUUUUGAGCUAUUAGCAGUUCAAGCAGAUAAAGUUUCUGGCUUGAGAAGGAUAGACCUUGUCUUUACGUAUAGUCAAGAAGAAGAUGGAAUAGCUAGCAGGAGGAAUCGACGCAUUCUUGAGGCUGCUGACAUGAAGGGAAUGGGCACAGGGAAAAACUUACCUGCACCAGUAAACAACACAUUUGAUCCGAAUCAAUCAAGCAAAAGAAGAGUUAGAAGAGGAUCAGAUCCUAUCCACAACAGGUCUUGACGACAAAAUUCAAGGGUUUCUUCAACAAGGAAGAUUAAUAACCUCAAAGUUCAAACACUUCGAGAAAGAAACAAACAACUUCAGCAUAGUGCAGAUAAAACUAGAAGGUGGUAAAACUGUAUCUGCUAUCUCAAGAAACUUUUUUAUGAGGGUUGAUUGAUUGGUUUUUCUCUAUUUUUUGUUUUUGAUGGGUUGUGUAUAGUUAAGUUACUAGAGAAAGCCUAGUUCUUGUAGACAGUUUAGUGAGCCAGCAUCAUCUUUGUACUGUAAGCUGCAAUCCUGAUAGGUGACCAAGAAGAAAGCAAAAUAU